Molecule: messenger RNA, 5335 nt
Organism: Teleopsis dalmanni
Lineage: Eukaryota; Metazoa; Arthropoda; Insecta; Diptera; Diopsidae
Gene: Patronin
Product: patronin
Exons: 26
Coding region: 262-5094 (1610 amino acids)
Biological process (GO): cytoplasmic microtubule organization; negative regulation of microtubule depolymerization; neuron projection development
Cellular component (GO): microtubule minus-end
Molecular function (GO): spectrin binding; microtubule minus-end binding; calmodulin binding
Source: RefSeq, a predicted model, not a curated record
CGUCAACGUGCUUCCGUAAAAUGGCUUCUUUCAAAAGCUUUCAACAAUCAGACUCCAGAUAACCUCAAAGAACCUUUCUAUAGAGAUCAUGAAAAUCAAGAACGACUUAAGCCACAAAUCAUUGUUGAGCUUGGCAAUGCUACCCUGUAUUGUCAAGCGUUGUCUAAUUUGUAUUCAGAUCCAAAUUACCAAAGCUUAAACCAUUGGUCGAUUUUGCAAACUUUGUCACGGAAAGGAGUUCCAGUGGCAGAAUCUCCAGAUAUGCCAAUAACAGAAACAGUUCUGAUACAAACAAAUCCAUUAAAAAUUAAUGCCCAUAUGUCUGUGAUAGAAGCACUUAUGAUUUUAUAUGUGAAAGAAUGCACAUCCGGAGAAAGAAUAUUAAAUGCAAUUCGAAGAGUAUCUGGUAGCAAUCCAAAUAUACAGGAACAAACAUUUGAAAAAUCUUUGCUAUUAUGGAUUUCGCAUGUUUGUGCAGCACUGAAAAAACGCAUAGAUAAGGAAAUAGAAGGUGGUGCAGUCGACGAAAAUGGAGUUCGUUUGCAGUCACCAAAUAUUCCGCCAGUGCAAAAUUUUCAAGACCUUUGUAAUGGCAUUUGUUUGGCACUACUAAUUUCCUAUUAUUGUCCCAAAGUAGUUCCGUGGACUUGUGUACGUAUUAAUCAUUUGCCAGCUGUAGAGGAUUCGAUAUAUAAUGUAUUGAUAGUCAGUAAUUUUUCUCAAACCCAUUUGCCAUAUACAGUUUUUCAUAUGAAACCAGAAGAUAUCACUUAUAUGAGAGGUUCAAUGAAAACAAAUCUUUUAGUAUUGUUAGCAGAUCUUUUUAAUUUGUUUGAAAUUCAUCCAGCAAAGUGCGUUUGCUAUCCCAGCAUGGAUUCUCCUGAAAUUAUCGCAAAACGAAAUGUUGGAGUAAAUGAGCAUGGAAUUUGUCAUCGUCGGGGUCUUACAAUGCAAGCAGUUAAACCAAUUCCAGAUUUACGAAGUGAUUUAGACAUCUUUUCCAGCUCGCCAACGAAUCGACCCCCGUUUCAAGUUACUCGUCUUACUUCGGAUAAUAAUAAUUUCACAAAUAGGGUUAUAUCAAGAACUGAUUUUCGUAUGACUGAUAUAGCAACAAAUAAUUUAGACAAGAAUCAGAGUGAAGCCUUUGUCGUGCACAAAUCUCGUGGCAUUACAACACUUUCAUCAUUGCACUCGCAACACAUGCAAGAGGAACCAUUAGUUCCUGCACGCUUGCGUCCAAAUAAAGAAAAAACAAACAUGGAAACAAAAGCCGAUGAAAUAGGCGAUUAUGUACCAGCUGGAAGACCCAGUAAUUGGGAACAAAACCGACGGCCCAGUUAUGCAGGACGACGUUCGCGCAGAAAUUCUUCAAGUGAAGAUUCUCAACUAACAAUUGAAAAUUUUGGUGGUUCCCAAGACCAACUUAAUAUGGCUGGACGUUAUGAUCGUGAAAGGGACAGAGAAAGGAAAUUAUCUAAUGCCAGUGUUGAACCUGCUGUAGCUGUGCGCUCCUCUAUAGCGGAUGCACGAGGAACUCUGCAAAUAGGCUAUGACACUGAUUCAGGCUCUGAAAAGCAAGAUCGUGAAACAGAAAAAUACUCGAUGAGACGCCAAGGAAGUGUUGACAACGUUACACUAUCAAUGGCAAAUAUGCAAUUAAAUAAUACAUCACAAACUGAAGGUGCUUUACAGGAGCCACAAAAGCAUUCCAUAUACAAAGACUUCGGAGAAAAACUGAGUAAAUUUGAUGAUACAGUACAAAAGCCUUCCUAUAACGAUAUGCCUGGAAAGACAAAUUUAUGGCAGUCUAAUCAUAAUGAUCCAGAAGAGGAAGAUAUGCGAUCAUUAGAGAAUGCUUCAAAACUUUCUAAUAUUCGUGUUAAACUGGAAGAAAAACGUAGACGUAUUGAGCAAGAGAAACGAAAAAUUGAGUUGGCACUGCAACGUCAUCAAGAAAAAGAUGAUUUAGAAUCCAAUACAGAUUUAUUAAAAUGGGAAACUUUAAGUAAUGAAUCAAAAUGUACGCCAGAUAGAGAUCCAGUAGAUAUGGAAAAAUAUCAGCAAAGCAUCGCUAUUAUGAAUAUGAAUCUACAUGAUAUCCAACAAGAUAUCCAAAGACUUGCUACUCAGCAGAAUCAAAUUCAUGCGCAGCAUCUGCAUGCUCAGCAGUUGAUACAUGCUCAACAUAUUGCAAAUAUGUUAAAUCAGCAGCAAAACUAUGGUUCUCAGCAGCACCUCGCAGAUCCAUUCCAACAUCGAUCCAUGCAACAACAACAGAAUUUUGGUUCGACACCACAUUUACCACAGGUAUAUAAUCCUUCCGUAAGCAACUAUAGCUCUCGACCACCAAGUCGUGAUCCAUAUCAACAAAUGCCACCUAUGCCAGUGCAAUAUAUAAAUGAGCAUGGUCAAUAUAUGUCACCAAAGCAACAACCGCAUAUGUUACAGCAACAACAUUACAUGCAGCCGCAAACAAUUUACAGUGAUAAUGCUAUGCAAUAUAAUAAUCAGCAUUUUGGUGGUUCACAAUAUGCACCAAUGCCAACACAAUACAUCAAUCGCACAGUUGGUCAUGACGAUUACGCUCAAAUGCACAAUCGUGAACAAAAAAUGCAUCCUAAUAAUAUGUAUAUGCACGAUACAUCAAUUCAUCCGCCACCUACACAACGUCGUACUUGGGCACAUCCAUCUUAUGAACAACAUCAACAACCAAUGGUUGAUGUUUCCGCAUGGAAUAUGCAAAAGGAUGCUGUAGUAAAUGAUGGUUAUUCAACAUGGGGUAAACAAACGUCCUUAAAUUUAAACAAUCAGCCAAAUUACUCAAUGCAUCAAAAUGGUAAUAGUUGUAAUGACUAUCAAGUGUUUCCAGUGCAUUCUUCUCCACAACAUUCGCAGCACAGUUCGAACAAUAGUGUGCAACGUCAGCUAUCGGUAACAAGUAUGCGUGACAAUAGACCUACAAAUAUGAUGCCCAAAACUGUUUACGAUUUGGAAAGCGAAAGUAAUGAUGACAUAAUGGCGCCACAAAGUAUCUGCUUUAUAGGAGAUGAAGAAGAUGUGGAGGAAAUAGAACGUAAUAUAAUUGAAUCAAUGCAAGGAACACGCUUAUCUGAUUAUGCCAGUCAACAGCAUGAUAUACUCAGUGGUCGUGGUAGUAGUUCAGAAAACUAUGACAGUAAUGAAAUGAUUCCGCAAAAAAUGAACAUCACCAGCGGUAAUCUAACGUAUCGUAUACCUUCACCUUCACGACCAUCGUUAAAUGCAAAUAGUUUUCAAGAUCCCCGUGAAGGACAAACGAACGAAAAAGGAUUUUAUAUAUCUUUCGAUGAUGAUCAGCCGAAGCGACCAAAACCUCCAUUACGUGCGAAACGUUCGCCUAAAAAGGAUAAAAGUUUUGACAGUGUUGACCAUAAGUUAAUUACAAAACGUGAAUCGCUGAGUCAACUACAUAACAUAAACAAUGAAGAGCGUAACGGAGAGGCAACUUUAAAACGUCACAGCAUCUCGAGUCAAGUCAAUAAUAGUGGUGGAAUUUUCGAAAAUAAUAAUGCUACGUACAAUAAAUACACAGAUACACCAAUAAAUCUACAUCAGCUUAACAAAUCAGUAGAAAAUUCUAAUAACUACUCAAUGCCAGAUAGACGAAAUAAAGAUGAUAUGAAUGCACAAACGCCGUUACCUCAAAGAAGGACAUCACCACAACCGACAAGUCCGACAAGAAAUCUGCAACGUAGUGAAUCAAAAAAUAAAGCUCUUCUAAUCGGUACUGAUGUAACAGACUUAGAUCCUGACUCAGUAGAUGAAAUGGAACGCCGUAAAGAGAAAAUUAUGUUGCUCUCUUUACAACGACGCCAGCAACAAGAAGAAGCUAAAGCGCGAAAGGAAAUUGAAGCAGCACAAAAACGAGAAAGAGAACGAGAAAAGGAUGAAGUACGUGCGCGAAAGAAAGAAGAGCAAGUGGCUAGACGUGCAGCUAUAUUAGAACAACACCGAUUGAAAAAAGCUAUUGAAGAAGCUGAGCGAGAAGGUAAAACACUUGAUCGCUCUGAUCUAAAUAUAAAGCAACAGUCACAAAGUGCUUCAGCGCCAAGACUGAGACAACAGAGAGUUGUGCGACCGCGUCCUAAAACGAUACACGUUGAUGAUGGUUCAGUAGAUUUAAGCGAAGCUUCAAGUAUUUCUAGUCGUGGCAAAAAAGGUUCAAGCACCAACUUAACAGGUUAUGGUCAGUUAGGCAGUAAUUCCAUGAGGCGGGAUUAUUACAGAGGCUCACAAGAUUCCUUAACUGUUAAAGAAUCACCGGAUGAAUAUCUCAGCACAAGUUCAACGCCUAUCGGAAGAAAGGGAUCCUAUAAAACAUCAAGAGAGCCAACUGCUGAAAGAGGUCGCACUUUAUCACGUAUAUCAGUAGCUAAAGGAAGUACAUUAAAUUUCCGAGGCCGAAAAUCGAAUUCACUUAUGAAUUUGUGCGAUACAGAUUCUGGAUUGGGCAGAGCAACACCACCGAGGCGGGCACCAUCGCCUGGCAUGUUGUCUGGAAGACAUAUGCCAUCACCGUCUGGUCCCGGAUCAUUACCACCAGGUUUGAUAUCUAAACGUCGUAUUUUUGAUGAUGGAUCAAGUGAUAUAUCACCAACAAAUAAUUCAAUGAUGGAAUAUUCGGGUCCUAAAUUGUACAAACAACCAGCGGCCAAAUCGAAUAGAUCUAUAAUAUUAAAUGCAGUGGAGUACUGUGUUUUUCCGGGCGCAGUAAAUCGAGACGCAAAACAAAAAGUGCUUGAAAAAAUUGCAAGAUCGGAAGCAAAACACUUCCUUGUGCUCUUUCGUGAUGCCGGCUGUCAGUUUCGCGCCUUAUACAGUUAUGUCCCAGAAACAGAUCAAGUUAGUAAAUUAUAUGGUACCGGCCCAAGUCAAGUGGAUGAAGUUAUGUUUGAUAAAUUCUUUAAAUAUAACUCAGGUGGUAAAUGCUUCUCCCAAGUACAUACUAAGCACUUAACAGUUACCAUCGAUGCAUUUACAAUACAUAACUCACUUUGGCAAGGCAAAAAAGUUCAUUUGCCAAGUAAAAAGGAUAUGGCGUUAGUUAUUUAAGUUGUAUAGCAUAAAAAAAAUCGAAACAUUUAUAGUCAGGCUAAAAUAUUUUAUCCUAUAUAUCCAACGCAAACGUGGAUAUGUUAAAUAUUUAACCAAUUGGUUUUGCUUUAAAAUCCAUAGAUAAAACUUUUUUAUAACGAGACUUAACCUAAUAAUAAAAAAAGGAACAAAUUGAAUGAUCUGCUUAGCAAAUCUUUUGCAGGAUAAAUUUAAAUAAUAUAUUUAAAUAAUAAUAAUU